Molecule: messenger RNA, 3253 nt
Organism: Belonocnema kinseyi
Lineage: Eukaryota; Metazoa; Arthropoda; Insecta; Hymenoptera; Cynipidae
Product: glycine dehydrogenase (decarboxylating), mitochondrial
Exons: 10
Coding region: 73-3063 (996 amino acids)
Biological process (GO): glycine decarboxylation via glycine cleavage system
Cellular component (GO): glycine cleavage complex; mitochondrion
Molecular function (GO): glycine binding; glycine dehydrogenase (decarboxylating) activity; pyridoxal phosphate binding
Source: RefSeq, a predicted model, not a curated record
CGUGGAGUUUAGUCUCGUUUCCAAGUGUUGGUGAUUUUUAAUUGUAAAUUGGUUGAAAGUGCAACAGUAACGAUGCAGUGUUGUCUCAAGUUUUCCGGGUACGCGCGAAUUUUACGAGCCCAGGAAGGUGUUAAAAGGCACGUGCGAGGGAUCAAAUUAAAUCAUGUGCAGGCUGCCAAAUUUGAGAAACUUUUCCCACAGAAAGAGGAAUUUGAAUCGAGGCAUAUUGGACCCAGGGUUCACGAUCAAAAGGCGAUGCUCAAAAAACUCGAAUUUAAGUCACUCGAGGAAUUAACUGCGACUGCUGUGCCGAUUAAUAUUCGUUGCAAGACUGAUUUAGAGAUUGAAAAACCUAUGACCGAGUACGAAUUGAUAAAAAGGAUUACAGAAAUUUCGAAAAAAAACGAAGUUUGGAAAACUUAUAUCGGGAUGGGAUAUUAUAAUUGCUGUGUCCCACAUACAAUUAUGAGAAAUAUCUUUGAAAAUCCUGGAUGGACGACACAGUAUACUCCAUACCAACCGGAAAUAGCUCAAGGGCGAUUAGAAGGUUUAUUAAACUACCAAACGAUGAUUUGCGAUUUAACAGGAAUGGAAAUUGCAAAUGCUUCACUUUUGGAUGAAGGAACUGCAGCUGCGGAAGCUUUAGCUCUUGCCUAUCGACACAAUAAACGAAAAAAAUUAUUUGUUUCCGAUAAAGUUCAUCCGCAAACAAUUAGUGUAAUUGCUACUCGAGCGACCUCUUUAGGAUUAAAUUUAGAAAUUGGAGAUGUCUUCAAUGUUGAUACAACUUCAAAAGAUGUUGCAGCAAUUCUUUUACAAUAUCCAGAUACAAGAGGAUCGAUUCACGAUUUCACAAAUGUCAUCAAUAAAGCCCACGAGGAUGGUACUCUAGUCUGUGCAGCAGCUGAUUUACUGGCCCUGGCACUUCUCCAGCCUCCUCGAGAGUACGAUAUAGAUAUCUGCAUAGGAACCAGUCAGAGAUUCGGGGUUCCUCUAGGAUACGGAGGACCCCAUGCAGGUUUUUUUGCCUGUCGUCAGAAAUUGGUUAGAUUGAUGCCCGGACGAAUGGUCGGAGUGACCAGAGACACGGCUGGACGAGAUGCUUAUCGUCUGGCUCUUCAAACGAGAGAACAACAUAUUAGGAGAGAUAAAGCCACGAGCAAUAUUUGUACAGCUCAGGCUUUAUUGGCAAACAUGUCAGCAAUGUAUGCUGUUUACCAUGGACCCCAGGGAAUAAAAGACAUUGCGACCAGAGUUCACUAUCUGACCAUUGCUCUUGCUCAAGGACUCCAGGAAGCUGGAAAUAGUGUCGAAAAUCAAUAUUUCUUUGACACGAUUACAGUAUUACCCAAAAUUUCGCAAGAGAAGCUCAAAGAUAAGGCCAUGCAAGCUAAAGUCAAUUUAAGGUACAAUGAAGAUGGAUCCGUUGGUUUGUCUCUCGAUGAAACAACAACCGUCGAGGACGUCAACGAGCUUUUUAAAAUUUUCGGUGUCAACAAAACAGUUGAAGAAAUCGCCGAAACUGGUGCGAUUUCCAAAAAUGACUUGAACAAAUCUCCCUUCAAGCGAACCAGCAACUACCUAACACAUCCCGUUUUCAAUUCCCACCACUCUGAAACGAGAAUUGUACGAUACAUGAAGUCUUUGGAGAACAAGGAUAUUUCUCUCGUCCACAGUAUGAUUCCUCUCGGAUCCUGCACAAUGAAACUCAACUCCACAACAGAAAUGAUGCCUUGCAGUCUGCCAGGAUUCAAGGACAUCCAUCCCUUCGCCCCAGCCGAACAGUCAAAAGGCUACCAGCAAUUAUUUUCCGAACUGGAAAGGGAUUUAUGUGCCAUAACUGGUUACGACAGUAUCAGUUUCCAGCCGAAUAGUGGCGCCCAGGGCGAAUACGCUGGACUCCGCGCAAUCCAGUGCUAUCACGAGUCCCAGGGAAAUCAGAAUCGACAGGUUUGCCUGAUACCAGUUUCAGCUCACGGGACGAAUCCAGCUUCCGCUCAGAUGGCCGGCAUGCAGGUUGAGUCGAUUUAUGUUCUGAAGGACGGGUCGGUUGACAUCGAGCACUUGAAGGAGAUGAUAGACAAGUUCAAGGACAACCUCUCUUGUCUGAUGAUAACCUAUCCCUCGACGAAUGGAGUCUUUGAAGAGACUAUUGGGGAUGUUUGUGAAAUGGUUCACAAAGCUGGAGGGCAGGUUUAUCUCGACGGGGCCAAUAUGAAUGCCCAGGUCGGUCUUUGCCGACCUGGAGAUUAUGGAAGUGACGUUUCUCAUCUCAAUCUUCAUAAGACCUUCUGCAUUCCUCAUGGAGGAGGUGGACCUGGAAUGGGACCAAUUGGAGUGAAAAAACAUCUUGCGCCAUUCCUGCCAGGCCACCCAGUGAUAGAAACGCAGACAGGAAAAACAAAAAUUACGCAAGGUUUGGGUGCAGUAUCAGCUGCCCCCUAUGGGUCUUCAGCAAUUUUGCCGAUUUCCUGGGCGUAUAUAAAAAUGAUGGGACCCAAGGGUCUUCGAAGGGCGACUCAGGUGGCAAUUUUGAAUGCGAAUUACAUGAGCAAAAGACUUGAGCAUCAUUACAAAACCCUCUAUAAAGGAAGAAGUGGCUUGGUGGCUCACGAAUUCAUUUUGGACAUUAGAGAUUUGAAAAAGACUGCAAAUAUCGAAGCUGUUGAUAUUGCCAAGAGACUGAUGGAUUACGGAUUCCAUGCUCCGACGAUGAGUUGGCCAGUUGCUGGGACUUUGAUGAUUGAGCCCACUGAAUCGGAAGAUAAGGGAGAAUUGGACAGAUUUUGCGACGCUCUCAUUUCUAUAAGAAAAGAAAUUGAUAAUAUCGAAAGCGGCAAGUCUGAUCCCAGUAUUAAUCCACUGAAAAUGGCUCCUCACACUCAGGAGGAAGUUAUUAGUUCACAAUGGAAUCGACCUUAUUCUCGAGAAGUUGCCGCUUAUCCUGCUCCCUUCGUGAAAGGCAGCACGAAAAUCUGGCCCAGUGUAGGAAGAAUAGACGACAUCUACGGCGACAAAAAUCUAUUUUGUACAUGUCCACCAAUUAUUCCCGACUACAAAUAAUUACUAUAAUUCGAAUAGAAAACCUAGCACUUAAGUAUUUAUUCUUACUGAUAAGGUGAAAGCUAAUUCAGCCACAGGGUGACUGUUUUAAUCAAAGAACAAAAUUCCCGGUCAUUUCCCGGUUCGCAAAUAUUUUUCCCGGUCAAUAAAAUUUAAAAAAUCGAAAUAUAAAUCUAAAGAGUAAAAGUAA